ACAAGAACACGGAAAGUCCUCCGCCCCCUUCACCAUAUCAUCUCAAAUGAAACCAGUUCCGUGUUCUGUGCCGCUACUAACAGCCCAAAUGCGUUCAAGCCUCUGUUUGUAAAAAUCAAUGCGCAUCAUCAACAUGGACCCAUGACAUGUAGCAGGUGCAUUUUUGUCACUUUUGGUGGCAUUUUUGCCCCGAGCCCUCCUUCAUUUCUGACCCUGGGCUGUUCAGCAGAGUUGAACUUUGAGCCAUAAAGUGCUUGGAUCUGCCAUCCACUUCAUCCUUACAUCAAAAGCUCCUCCAUUACCCCUUUGUGACGAUGACAUCACAGAGGAAACACCUGGUGAGGGACUUCAACCAUUUCAUCACCUGUUAUGUCUGUAAAGGGUACCUGAUCAAACCCACCACCGUGACAGAGUGCCUGCACACCUUUUGUAAAAGCUGUAUAGUCCAACAUUUUGAGGACAGCAAUGAGUGUCCAAAAUGUGGUAUCCAGGUUCAUGAAACAAAUCCUCUGGAGAUGUUAAGGCUGGAUAACACUUUAGAAGAAAUCAUAUUCAAACUUGUGCCUGGUCUUAGAGAAAAGGAAUUGCAGCAAGAGAUUGAAUUCUGGAGGAGAAACAAGUCAAAAGAAAAUGUUGAUGAGGAUGACCCUAUAUGUAAGAGAGCCAAACUAGAUGAUGAGGAGGAUGAUAAAGGUGAUGGAGACUACCACAGGAGUGAUCCGCAGAUAGCCAUCUGUCUAGACUGCUUGCGGAACAAUGGCCUGAUGGGAGAGAACAUUGUUAAGGGCUUAAUGAAAAAAUUUAUUCGCUGCUCAUCUAGAGUGACUGUUGGAACAAUCAAAAAGUUUCUAAGUCUGAAGUUAAAGCUUCCGAGUUCUUAUGAGCUAGACGUUCUAUGCAAUGGUGAGAUCAUGGGGAAAGACCACACCAUGGAGUUCAUCUACAUGACCCGCUGGAGGCUUCGGGGAGAAAAUGUAAGCCAUGAGAAUACCAGCCUACCCAAUGGUACUUGAAUAUCGACCACGCAUUGACUUUGGCUAGGCUGAAAUACCCUGCACUAAUUUCAGCCCAUCAACAGACAGCAAACUGAAUGGACUUAUCCAGUUUGGAAGAUGUACUCUUUUAGUCUCUUGUGUUAAGUAUCUUAUAGUUGCUCUCUUUAUUGGGAUAUCUGACAACCUUCUCAUUUUCUAACACAGAGACAGAUACUGUUAGAAAGAUCUGUUAGCUUAAUGCGGUCUGUGAAAAGAUUUUCACACACCACGGGGAUGUCAGUCAGUGAUAUGUGUCUUAUUCCAUGCUGUAGUUUAUUUACCAAGUUGGCACAGCAGUCAUUUUUGAGGGCCUUAAUCAAUAUGCAUAUGACGACAACAGGAUUUUAGUGCCUUUUCUUGUACAUACAUUGUCUUAAGUGCAUUUUUUGAGUUGGCUUUUUAGCCUUUAUUUUUAUAGGACAGAUAAGAGAGACAGAAAGUUGAAGUAGAGAGGUGGAGUUAGAUAAGCACAUGACCAAGGCCGGACUCAAACCUCGGUCCCUGUGAGCCAGUGGCUCUUAAGCCUCGUACACACAUGCAGCGACUUUAUCGUCGCUAGUCUCUGUACUAUGAAGUCGCUCCUGGGCGUUCCUACUGCUGUUGCUCUUACUUUUUUGGUGGACUGCACGUCUGGCCGUAUCUUUAAAAAUUGUGACCACAGAUAAGAUAGACUGCCAGUAAAACCAAGAUAUAAUUCUAAUUGACAAGGAAUUUGUUUUCUUGUCUCUAAAAAAUUACAUUCUGCUGUGUAGAGUGUUGUUACAUAAACUACAGCAAAGCUCAAUGCAUUUAAUCAUUAAUCAGAUUAGCGAUCUAUCAAUGUACAAAAUCUACAACUCAAACCCACUCAAACUGACAAUAAUUUCUAAAAUGUCAUUCUAAUUUGACAAAUAAUCAGUUAUCUUGUCCUUAAAAAUAAACAUUCUGCAGGGGAGAGUGUUUUAAUAUGAACUGCAACAGUGCUCAUUGCAUCAGAUCACUAACAAGAUGAACGAACUAUCAAUGUACGAAUCAAACUCACUCAGACUGCCAACAUUUUCCUUUCCACGCAUCAUUUUGUAUUAUUUCCAUGGACUGUAUAUGGUUACAGGCCACUCAUAUAGAACAGUGAAAAUGCUUCCAGAAAUGUUAAUUUCUCCUCUGUCUUGUCUUGUCUGCACUCAUCUCCAUUAUCUCAAAGGACGAAUGACGUGAGCUCCACUGAACACCGCCUUCACUCCUAUUGGUUGUCGCUCCCGAAAGUCGCUCUCCAUUAGCAUAAAGUUAAACUUUUCUGUCGCUCGCCAUGCCCACAUCUAGUCGCCAGAGGUUGCUGUCACUCAUGUCGCCGGAAUUCGCCAGCUCUCAUUAAAAAUGAAUGGUAUAGUGUCACUUUGUCGUUGGAAGUCACUGCAUGUGUGUAUGGGCCUUUACAGUAUAUGUCAAAAGCACUACCCACUGCGGCACAGCUCUGACUAAUUAAGAGUAUUUGGAGACAGAUUUGAGCAUACAAAGAAUAGUUUUUCCAAAGUAAAAUGUGUUUAAAGGUAUCCUGUCAUGUCAGGCUUCUUUAGUCAACGUAAGCUCUUUGCUUCCAGGUCAAAUUUCUUUUUACUGGCUCUCCUGUUUCGGAAUAAAGUAUGUUGUUAUAUUGUAGCUUCCCUUUGUCUGGAUAGGAACUGUAACUGUGUUUUAGCUGUGCAAUCUCAGCACAGAUUUUUAACAAUACAAGAAGUCAUUAAGGUACACUAUGGAGGAUUUGUCAUUUAUUAAUUUUUUUGGUUGGAAAUAAAUACAAUUUUGUUGCCAGUACAUAAAAAAUUUGUGUGCAAAACCACGUUCUUGGGUACCCAAGAGUCACUGCGGAAAGCAUACAAUAACAAUUUACAUUCAAAGUUGUUUGGUUUGAUUUCACAGAAAAUGUUUGGCUUCUAACAUUCACCCUUGUAAGUUCACUUCAUGUCUGUAAACAUGAAAAGAAGGUCCAGCUAUGUCUGUGAAAAUGCUGCUUGCAUAGAUGACAUAUUUUUUUGGGAUAUAAACAUCUUGUAGGACUUUCUUCUUACUAUCAGUGACUCUUGGUUUGACAUGGUGAUCCAAAAUGAUCACACUGGAAAUUAAAGUGUAGUUCUAGCAGGAAGAUCUUGGAAUUCAUUCUAUCAGGCAACUCAUCCAAUCACAAUACAUCCUCCGCUCUAUAAGCCUGCCAGCUGCCUCUGAAUGUUUGCAUACUUGGUCCUGGGUGAGGGUAAUCUCCGCUCCCCUGCCUCCGGCAGGAUCUGACAGUUCAAGCAGCAUCGGAGCGCUGAACCGUAGGACGGGGCUAACGCCAAAUUAUAUAAGUAUCUUUUCAUUUGUAUUAAUUCCAAUAAUCUAGAGUCUUUCUUAUAGAAAUCGACAUGUUGCUUCCUAAAGUACAUGUAUCCUGAAAUCAACCCCAUUCAACCAAAGUACUGACAAGCGGCAUUUCCCUUUAGACAUUUUUGCAUCAAUUCAAGUGUGAACACAUUCCCUCUAGCACUACUGAUAGCACGUUGCAUGACCAGCCUCAGAGACACGGGUUCUAUGAUUUGAAUUUCAGUAACCACAGACCGAUUUCAGCAGCAAAGAUUUUGACCUACUGUCUCCGAAUUCAGUGUAAUCAGUGUGUCAUAAUAGACAACCAUGUAUACCUCAAACCAUUAGAUUCAUCUAUGCAGAGAAGCAGUGCUGGAGCACAACUAACGUACAAAACAAAACUAUGUUUCUCUGCAAGUAACUUGCAUUUUUAUGCUUUAACCACAGAGGUUGAUAGAGAGCCCAGAAUUCUGUAGUGUACCUUUAAGAGUUUUAGCAUUAAUCUCAUGAUGUUGAAGGUCCUGAACUGAUAUAAAACCAGUCCACAAGAGUUUUAAAAGAUCGUCUGUUUUUGAUAUUGCCCACUUAAAUUUUUUUAUUAUUAUUAUUUAUUAUAGGCCAUAUCUCUGUGCUCAUACAAAAUCCUUUUUUUCUUUUGAGGCUUUCGGUGACUUACCUCCACUUGUGCCUCAUUUUAUCAAAUCAAAGUUCACUGGUGAAACUAACUUAGAAUUCUGUGAUAUGAGUAUGCUUCCCUGGGACCCUGAUUGAGAAUGAAGCUAAAUUCUUUGUCAUUGUGUCAUUGUGAGGUUUGUGGUUGGCAGCCUAAAAGUUAAAGUUCCUCUCAAUCUGUAAUUCUUUGGAUAAUUUUUUCAUUUCUUUUUUUUUUUUAAACAUCGGUAUAAUGUUCAAAAUUGCUGUCUUGAAUCUAAGCUUUUAAUGAGUCAUUCUUGCCUGUAACAGGUCAAAACAAAUCCUCUGUGUUUAAGUAAAUGUCAAACUGAACAUUGGAAAUAGUCAUAGUUUUCUCUUGAAAAGUAGAAAUAAGGGAUUUGUUUGACCACAUAAAAAUACAUCCAAACUGUAUAUUAGUCUUGUCAUAUUACACCAAAGACACUCUACAGCAUCUGAACACAUGGGGAAAAUAGGCUAAAAGCUGUUUCCUUACUACUACAACGCUCACUAAACAGAAGCCACAUGGACAAAAUAAAGCUUGAAGCUAACCUCUCGAAUGGCGUGCAAAAUAGACAAUGCUUAGCCAAUAUUCAGCUGUAUUUUUUUUAUUUUGUUAUUGUGAAUGUUUCAAGUCAUAACACUUUACAAAAAGUUUGUUUAGGCUGUAUUAGUUAACAUGAACAAGCAAUAAACACUACUUUUACAGCAUGUAUUAUUCUUGGUUAAUGUUAAUUUCAACAUAUACAUUUUAACAUUAAAAUCGGUUAAUGCAUUUUAAACUAACAUGAACAAACAAUGUUUUUUUUUUACAAAUUAACAUUAACCAAGAUUAAUAAAUGCUGUAAAAAAAAAAUAUAGUAUAUUGUUAGUUCACGAUACCUAAUGCAUUUACUAAUGUUAACAAAUAGAACCUUAUUGUAAAGUGUUACCAAGUGAAAACAAUCACAUGACAUUUGAUGGAAACCUGUUUAAAAAAAAAAAAAUCUUGAAUUUUUGGAUUGUGUUUGCAAAAAAGGGGACAAGAACGAAGCUGAAUUAUAUGUGUUUAGAUUAGAGAAUGUCCUUGUGCUGCAAUGAUCGCCAUGUAUUUUUAUAAGAAGCCAUUGUAGAUAUUUUAUCUUUAAAAAUGGAAAUGUAUGUUGUUUCUUUAACAAACAAUAAAAUGCUGCUUAGAAUAAUCUAUUCUAUUUUUCAGUGUAAUGUUGCAAAGGAGAUUUCUAUAGAGAUUAGUCAUGUACUGUGUAUAUAGCACAUGCCAGUUAUUGUAUUUGUGUGUCUUUGUUCAGAAAAAUAAAUAAAUAAAUGCACUCAGAA
Myxocyprinus asiaticus (Chinese sucker) is the source of this 5339-nucleotide messenger RNA. RefSeq names its product polycomb group RING finger protein 5-B-like. Bases 315 to 1013 code for a protein of 232 amino acids. NCBI's taxonomy places the organism in Eukaryota, Metazoa, Chordata, Actinopteri, Cypriniformes, Catostomidae. Gene Ontology annotation, cellular component: PRC1 complex. The transcript is spliced from 9 exons. Gene Ontology annotation, biological process: regulation of transcription by RNA polymerase II. The record is from RefSeq and is a predicted model, not a curated record.